AUGUCUCGACAAGAAGACGACCUGGCCUAUGGCCGUUAUUAUGAGCCUGAACGUGGCUCUGGUGACGGAAGCAGAGGAUUCGGCGAUACAUUCAACAAGCUUCGCGACACCUACAAGACUCAUGGCUCCUCGCGGCCCUCCGACCAAGCUCCGACCCAGCCCGGCUAUCAGGGACAAGGGAACCAGAACCCUUAUGGAUACAGUAGCCAAAACCCCGGUGCGACCACGCAACAGCACCAGCCUUAUCAACAACAACCUCAGUACCAAGAACAUCCACCGAAGAAGGAUAAGCUAGGCGGUUUGCUCGAUAAGAUCCAAGGUACUGUUGCCGAAUUCGGUAACGAGUUCGCUCAGAAGGUUGGUACCGCCAUUGACCCGCAGGCUUACGCCCAGUAUGGUGCCACCAAGCCCACCACCGAGCACCGCUUCGGUAGCUUUGCUCCUUCCCGUGAACACAAUGAUGUAAAGUGGUACGUGGAUGGCUGCAGCUAUUUCUGGGCCGUCUCCAGAGCUCUGGAGAAUGCGCGCGAAUCUAUCUGGAUUCUGGACUGUAAGUUUGUACUCCUUCGUACCGAACCGCAAAAUGUUUAUCUGAUCCUUACUUUCCGCAGGGUGGCUCUCACCGGAGCUCUAUCUAAGAAGACCCCCAACCAAGAACGAGCAGUACCGACUCGAUCGAAUGCUGCAGGCGGCAGCCCAGCGUGGCGUGCGUGUCAAUAUCAUCGUCUACAAGGAAGUUACGCAAGCCUUGACUCUCUCUUCCCCCAUACCAAACAUGCACUUGAGAAUCUCCACCCCAAUAUUGCGGUCUUCCGCCACCCCGACCACUUGCCUGAUCGCCAAGAGCUGGCUUCGGAUAUCACCACAUCUCUUCAGCACAUGUCACUCGACUCCGCUAGCCUUACCAAGAUGUCCAAAGAUGCCUUGAAAGGGCUCUAUGGAAUGAACGAGGAUGUGAUCUUGUACUGGGCCCAUCACGAAAAAUUGUGCCUCAUUGAUGGUCAAAUUGCUUUCAUGGGUGGUUUGGAUCUUUGCUUUGGUCGCUGGGACACCCACCAGCACUCCAUUGCUGAUGCCCACCCCGAGGAUAUCAAUGAAACUGUCUUCCCCGGUCAGGACUAUAACAACUCGCGGGUCCUCGAUUUCCAUGACGUUUCCCACUGGGAACAGAACCAGCUGGACAGGAAGACUAGUUCCAGAAUGGGUUGGUCUGAUAUCUCAGUCAGUCUGCACGGGGCUGUAGUAGAGGAUCUGCGGCGACACUUUGUUGAGCGAUGGAACUUCAUCUACGAUUCUAAGUACAAGGUCCGCAAUGAGUCGAGGUACGCCAGGCUCGCACUCUACGGAAGACCGAAUUCGUUUGGCAGCCAGCAGCAGGGUAAUCAGCAGGGAAACCAACAGCAGCAGCAGCAGCAGCAGCCUAGCCCAUAUCCCUCUGGAACUGCAAGCCCCCAGCAACAGCAGACUCCUGCCUGGCAAAAACCGCAGCAGCAAGGCAAUACUUCCACAUAUCCACCACCUCCAAGUCACGGCUCUGCGACCUCACAACAGCAGACACCGACCUCGCAAUAUCACCCGGAGCCGCUUGGUAGCGCCUCCGCCCACACACUGACUCCAAGCCAAACAUCUGUGAGCCCGCAACCCCAGUCGCAAACUUAUCAUCACGGAGGCGUUUCACAAUAUCCUCCUCCUCCUCCGGCGCAGGGCUCUGCCAGCCCACAGCAACAGCAAACACAAUCCAAUCUAUCUUAUCAAGCCUAUCCAUCAGAGGGUACGCAAAGCUACGCACCGCCUCCUAGCCAGGCCUCUACUAGUCCGCACCCGCAGCAGUACCAGCAGCAGCAGCAGCCUGCUGCGUCAUACCAGCCCUACCAAGCAGGCAGUAGUCAGACCUACACGCCGCCUGUCAGUCAAUCAUCGGCAGACCAAAGCUCGCAGCACCAGCAGUAUACUUACACCGGCAACUCUUUCCCGCCGCCUCCAUCUGGACCUCCCUCGAGCCAGUCGCCUGCAAGUACUUACCAAUCGCAGACACAGGGCCAGACGCCUUAUUAUGCGCCACCACCAACCCAUUCGACCGACUCUGCGCAUCAGGGCCAGUCUCAAGGUCAAGCGCCUUAUUACCCACCUCCGCCAGGCCAGGAAACGUCUCACUCCAGCACUCGCGGAAUGGACGAUCAUCAGUAUGAAGGCGAGCGUGGAUUUGCUCCUCGCCGAUUCCGUGAGGAGUUCUCGCAGUACGGAAAUCAAAUCCGCGGUCAGUUGGCCGGUCAAAUACAUCAAUAUCAGGAUAAAUUGACAGCAUACGGACGCCCCACAUCCCAGAGCCGCGGCAAUAUGUCAUGCCAGAUCGUGCGCAGCUGUGCCAAAUGGAGCAACGGAAGCCCUCUGGAGCACUCUAUUGCUGAUGCAUACUGUGCUGUGAUUAAGAACAGCCAGCACUUUGUGUACAUUGAGAACCAGUUCUUCAUCACUUCCACCGGUGAAUCCCAGCACCCUGUGAAGAACAAGAUCGGUGCCGCUAUUGUGGAGCGCAUUUUGCGGGCCGCCCGUGCAGGUCAAAAGUACAAGAUCAUUGUGGUCAUUCCCUCUGUUCCUUGCUUCGCUGGAGAUUUGAGGGAUGACGAGAUGCUGGGCACUCGUGCGAUCAUGGAGUUCCAAUACAACUCGAUCAACCGUGGCGGAAACAGUAUUAUGGAGCUGAUUGCCAAGGAGGGCUUCAAUCCGAUGGACUAUAUUCGUUUCUACAACCUCCGCAACUAUGAUCGGAUCAACAACGCCGGCCUCAUGGCUGCAAUUGAGCAACAGAGCGGAGUCAACUAUGAGGAUGCUCGCAAGCAGUAUGACUAUAACACAGUUGGCGCCGGUGGCUAUCCUCAAAGCACUUCUCGCAGCGCUUUUGAUACAUCUGCUCCAUUCCAGCAAUAUCAGCAGGCUGCCCACAAUGUCCAAGGCGCCCAAGGUGGUAAGUCCGCGGGCCGUUGGGACACUGUCAGCUCAUGUUACAUGUUGGGUGGGGAAGAUAUUCGCACUGUGCCGUGGGAUGGGCACCCUGAUGCUGAGAUUGACGCUUUCGUGAGCGAAGAACUCUAUGUACACUCGAAGGUUAUGAUCGCCGACGACCGCAUUGUCAUUUGCGGUUCUGCAAACUUGAACGACCGCUCACAACUCGGCGACCACGACUCCGAGAUUGCAGUCGUUAUCGAAGACUUCACGCCAGUGCAAUCAACCAUGAACGGUCAGCCGUGGACCGCCAGUCGCUUCGCCAGCUCCCUCCGUCGCGAGUUGUUCCGAAAGCACUUGGGCCUUCUGCCCCCACAGGACUACCAGCAUCCCAACGCGAACUCUGAGCCUGUCGGAGUCCCCAACCAGUUUGACUUCGACUGCCCUGAGAGCAAGAUUGUCUCCGACCCUCUCUCAGACACCAUGCAGAGCCUGUGGAACUCGCGCGCACACACCAACACCGAGGUCUUCCGCAAGGUGUUCCAUGCCGUCCCUGACGACUGUGUGCGUAAUUGGGCCACUUACAAGGAGUUUUUCGAGUAUUACUUCCACGGGGCAGAUAAGGAGGCUGAAGGCAAGGAUGGGCUGCGUCGACCUGCUCGCUUCCAGUGGGGCCAUGUGGUCCGCGAUGAUUUCGCUCCUGGUGCCGAAGGCGCGAAGCAAGUCAAGGAACUGCUGAGCCAGAUUAAGGGUACACUGGUCGAGAUGCCGCUGAUGUUCUUGAUUGAGGAGGAUAUUGCUAAGGAGGGGUUGACACUGAAUGACCUGACUGAGCCUAUCUACACCUAA
Penicillium maclennaniae is the source of this 3792-nucleotide messenger RNA. RefSeq names its product putative phospholipase D (PLD) (gene pld2). The record is from RefSeq and is a predicted model, not a curated record. Gene Ontology annotation, biological process: cell motility. The transcript is spliced from 3 exons. The coding region runs from base 1 to 3792 and encodes 1263 amino acids. NCBI's taxonomy places the organism in Eukaryota, Fungi, Ascomycota, Eurotiomycetes, Eurotiales, Aspergillaceae. Gene Ontology annotation, molecular function: catalytic activity.